GCCGCUCCCAGGGGACCGAUGGCUUCGGAGGGCCUGGCAGGGGCGCUGGCGGCGGUGCUGGCGGGCCGGGGCCUGCGCGUGCAGGGCUGUGACUCGGGGCCGGCCGGGGAGCCCCUGGCGCCGGCGCGGCUGCGGAAGAACGUCUGCUACGUGGUGCUGGCGGUGUUCCUCAAUGAGCAGGAUGAGGUGCUACUGAUCCAGGAGGCCAAGAAAGAGUGCCGUGGGUCGUGGUACCUACCCGCAGGGAGAAUGGAGCCCGGGGAGACCAUCGUGGAGGCGCUGCAGCGGGAGGUGAAGGAGGAGGCCGGGCUGCACUGCGAGCCCCUGACAUUGCUGUCUGUGGAGGAGCGGGGCACUGCCUGGAUCCGCUUUGUGUUCCUCGCUCGCCCCACAGGUGGAAUUCUCAAAACUUCUGAGGAGGCAGAUGCAGAAUCCCUGCAGGCUGGCUGGUACCCACGAACCUCCCUGCCCACUCCGCUGCGGGCCCAUGACAUUCUGCACCUGGUAGAGCUAGCUGCCCAGUAUCGCCAGCAAGCCAGGCAUCCUCUUGUUCUGCCCCAAGAGCUUCCCUGCAGUCUGGUCUGCCAGCGGCUCGUGGCUACCUUUACCAGUGUCCAGACAGUGUGGGUGCUGGUGGGCACAGUGGGGAUGCCUCACCUGCCCAUCACUGCCUGUGGCUUCACCCCCAUGGAGCAGAGAGGUGGCAUCAAGAUGGCCGUCCUGCGGCUGCUGCAGGAGUGUCUGACCCUGCACCACUUGGCAGUGGAGACCAAGGGGCUGCUUGGACUGCAGCACCUGGGAAAAGACCAUACAGAUGGCGUCUGCCUGGAUGUGCUGGUCACAGUGGCUUUUCGCAAUCCAGGCAUCCAAAACGAGCCCCCGAAGGUGCGGGGUGAGAGCUUCUUUUGGUGGAAGGUGAUGGAGGAAGACCUACAAAGCCAGCUCUUACAGAGGCUUCAGGAAUCAUCUGUCGUGCCAGUCAACAGAUAGGAAGGUGCCGUCACUGGGCAAGGAGCUGGGCAUCUGUGCUCCUCUCCGCCAUGGCUUUGCCUCCCUCUGAGGAAGGCAGGAGGUUGGCAGUCAGGGAUCUUGUUGCAUUGGGAGCAGGGUAGUUCUUCUGGCUCUCAGGGGCACUUCCAUCUCUCCUCACUGUGGAGCAGGUCCCUACAUUGUACCAAAAGAGACAGUGCCUUUCACCAAGCAAGGAGUCCAGAGCUCAAGGACCCAAUUGCCCUGAGGGCACUACUCCCUAAGGGGAUGUGAGAACUUUCUGAACCUGAGAUGGCAUCUACUCAUCAUCUUCUGUGCCCACCCGCCUUGGUAAAGCUCCACAUCUGGGGUCUCAGGCACUUAAGACAUGGAGAGGAUGCUGGGGGAGGUCUUUCCAAGGGAGUGGGCCCCUUGCUGAGUAAAUAGGUGUUCCUUACUUUGC
Messenger RNA from Ceratotherium simum simum (southern white rhinoceros), 1432 nucleotides. RefSeq names its product nudix hydrolase 18 (gene NUDT18). Gene Ontology annotation, molecular function: 8-oxo-dGDP phosphatase activity; 8-oxo-GDP phosphatase activity. The record is from RefSeq and is a predicted model, not a curated record. NCBI's taxonomy places the organism in Eukaryota, Metazoa, Chordata, Mammalia, Perissodactyla, Rhinocerotidae.